AUGACGGAUGCAAAGCAUGGCAAAGCAGGCAAGCAGCAGAAUACGCCGCUGAAGAUUACGGCGCCUGCCAAGGCCCACGGGGUCAUAGUCACGGCGCAGCUCGUGGCCGAGCAGCUUGAGCUGCAGUGCCCAGUCAAGGAUGCCGGGAUUGUUGCCUUCUAUUUCCCUGGCUAUCCGACUGCGGUGGACAAGACCUGCCAGGCUGCCUUUCUGGCAAACUUCUUCCCAAGGAGCCUACAGGUGGGUCCUGUCAAUCAGAAGCCCGUGCAGUUCGGGAAUGCCGAGGCGGCCUUUCAGUCUUUGAAGUUCUGGGAGCGCCACGAGGAGUUCCAGAAGCUGUCAGGCGACGAGGCCUUCACGAAGAAGCUGCAGCUGAAGGGCACGGAAGACUUCACCUAUUCCGGGUACAGCAGCAAUUGGGCAGCAAUGCGUCAUGUCCUGCAGAACAAGUUCCAGGACCCCCAGCUGCGGCAGGGCCUCCGAGCCACUGACGACGCGGUCCUGUUGGAGCACAACCCAGUAUCGAACCGUGAUGCCAUUUGGUCAAACAACAGCGAUGGCUCCGGGAAAAAUUGGCUGGGCCUUCAGCUGAUGAUCCUUCGUACUGAGCUGCGGCGAGCAGACAAAUGGGAGAGUUGGCUGAGGCAGCACGUGGACUUUUCGACUGGGGCUUUCCACGGCGAAGCAUGGCCGACACUGGUUCGAAGAGCUACUUUGUGUUUGCGGAGAUCUUUGCAAAGCAGUUUGUGA
Molecule: messenger RNA, 750 nt
Organism: Effrenium voratum
Lineage: Eukaryota; Dinophyceae; Suessiales; Symbiodiniaceae
Source: the annotation of a GenBank genome assembly